AUGGCUAUACAUUUCACGCUAUUGCUUUCGAGGCAGGGAAAGGUGAGAUUAUCGAAAUGGUACCACACCAGCUCUCAAAAAGAAAAGGCCAUUAUCACCAGGGAGUUGACUACCUUGAUUUUGUCAAGAAGAGCAAAAAUGUGCAACAUUCUUGAGUACAAAGAUAUGAAAAUCAUUUAUCGCCGUUAUGCAUCAUUAUUCUUCAUCAUGGGCAUUGAUUCCCUGGACAACGGCUUGUUAGCAUUAGAGAUCAUUCAUAGAUACGUGGAACAAAUGGACAAGCUCUACGGCAACGUCUGUGAACUCGAUAUCAUUUUUGGUUUUGCAAAAGCCUAUCAUAUACUCGACGAGCUAAUCUUAGACGGUCACAUUGCUGAAUCGUCAAAGAAAGAGGUGGUGAAGAAGGUCACUCAGCAAGAUGAGUUGGAGCAUAUGGACGAGUUUGAGAAUAUACUAGUAUAA
Molecule: messenger RNA, 462 nt
Organism: Candidozyma duobushaemuli
Lineage: Eukaryota; Fungi; Ascomycota; Pichiomycetes; Serinales; Metschnikowiaceae
Exons: 1
Coding region: 1-462 (153 amino acids)
Biological process (GO): vesicle-mediated transport; protein transport
Cellular component (GO): AP-1 adaptor complex; intracellular membrane-bounded organelle
Molecular function (GO): clathrin-cargo adaptor activity
Source: RefSeq, a predicted model, not a curated record